GGCAGCAAGCAGAGAGUGACUGGGGCAGCGAGGGGGACCUGGUAGGUGCUGCCCCACAACACUGCGGCGAGGGGCAUGCACCCGGGCAUACACUUUUCACAUGCACUCGUCGUGUUUCAGACGAUAACAUUCGGAGAGGGGGAUUGUGGGGGUGGGCCGCGGGCCCUGACUGGGGUUAUCCUGCGGGGUUCCUCACCUUAGUAACCACUGACCAGGGCCCAGCUGACCCACCGGUCUAGCCCGCCCACAACCCUGCUGCUAGCCCACUAGGUGCCCUCACCCCUGCCCACUGAUCACUACUGACAAUUAGGUAACAGUUUCUAGUAAAAAUCACGAGUAUUUAUCACGGCACGACUCUCAAAAACGUCAGGCCACGAGGUAUUUUUGCUGCAGGCGCCGUGUCUGCCGCACUGCUCGCGGUGCUUGUGUGAUCUUUGUGUCGUGCUUGUGAACUUGUCGUGCGAGACUCGUGUCUCCGGACCUCCUGUAGCAGGGUACCCGUCACUGUAACCAGUAGCGACAGUAGGGUGUUGCGUAGGGCAUCCAGGCAAGCAGAUCCGGGCGUGGAGGACGGAGUACCCAUGGCAGAUACUGGGCGUGGAGCGUGAACGCCCUGACUCCUCGCACCCAGCCCUGUCCGUCAUACCUCACCUCCGGUCACCAGCGCCCCUCUGCCCUGUCCAUAGAUCCUGUCUGAGGGUGGACUACCUCCUAGGACCACCAGGUGGACACAUCCUCUACCAACACGCCCUCAUCCGCCUCCUUGAUCAUACACGACGCCCCUCACCCUCGAGACUGUUUAUGUGGGCGUCAGCAGACCACAGCAGCAACAACUUAACCGUGACUGCUGCCGACGACCUGCCUGAUGGGCACUUGGUGAUGAUGCAAUAUUAGGCGCGUGCUGCACUGACCCCUCCACCACCUGCCCUCGGUCCUCCACCACCUGCCCUUUUCUCUCCACCAUCUGCCCUCCACCACCUGUCCUGCUCACCUGCCCUAUACCCUCUACACUCCACCACCUGCUCCAUCUACAGUAACGCUCCACAACCACCUAUCAUAGACAGAAAGCACAAUGGAUCUACCUAACGGGCGAGUGGGCGGGCAUCACGGCCACCCGCCCACGCCCCACAUGCCCGCCCACGCCCACCACCACCACCACUAUCCCGGCCACCUGCCAGACUUCCUCAGGUACCACCAGCCUCCGCCGCCCAUGCUCUACCGCACGGUGGAGAAGAUGUGGGGAGGAGGCGGUCCUGGGGGAGGAGGUGGAGGCGGCGGAGGCGGAGGGCUGCCUGGAGGUCCCUUGGGCGUGGGUGGAGAAGGUCCUCCUCCUCAUUCUGUGCCUCCCCACGACGCCCAAGACCUCAAGAAGACUACCCCGACGCCCCCGCCAGUAGCGCCAGCAGUAGCAGCAGCAGCAGCGGCGGCGGUGGCGGCGGCGGCGGCCUCAGCCUCAGCCUCAAAUACGCCGCCCGCACCACCCACGCCUAUGGACACCACCUCGCACUUGCCCGCCAUGCUCUCCCACCUCACCCAGGGCCUGAGCACCAUAAGUAACACUCAAAGAGACUCGCCCACGCCGCAACAUAACACGCCCACUCCACACGCGCCUCCGCCCGCACCGCCGUCGCCCACGCCCAUGGACGCGCACGCACACGACGUACAGAAGAUGGUAAGUACAAGCAUCAUUUACUGUGAGCAUGAGAGGGAAAGGUGA
Molecule: messenger RNA, 1717 nt
Organism: Homarus americanus (American lobster)
Lineage: Eukaryota; Metazoa; Arthropoda; Malacostraca; Decapoda; Nephropidae
Product: protein pygopus-like
Exons: 2
Coding region: 1073-1717 (214 amino acids)
Source: RefSeq, a predicted model, not a curated record